AUGGCUGGAAGGGGAAUGGAGGGUGAUGAUCUCCCAACCCAUUAUACCUCUAGUGAGGGUUCCGGAAACAAUUCAUCAACAACAUACUAUUCAUUGCCACAACAGCAACAGCAGCAGCAACAACAACAGCAACAAAAUUCUAGUACAGCAGCUGAUAAUGAUCGAAGAAGAGCAUUGGCAAUGAAAACAUUGGAAGAAAGGAUGAAUUUGAAUGUCCAAAGGGAAGGGUUCUCUAUUCCAUCUCCUCAAUCUACUACUGCUACUAUUGCUAAUAUUGAUAAAGAUCCCACAAAAUAA
This is a messenger RNA of Cavenderia fasciculata, 297 nucleotides long. RefSeq lists its product as uncharacterized. The record is from RefSeq and is a predicted model, not a curated record. The coding region runs from base 1 to 297 and encodes 98 amino acids. NCBI's taxonomy places the organism in Eukaryota, Evosea, Eumycetozoa, Acytosteliales, Cavenderiaceae. The transcript has a single exon.